Molecule: messenger RNA, 369 nt
Organism: Vanessa atalanta (red admiral)
Lineage: Eukaryota; Metazoa; Arthropoda; Insecta; Lepidoptera; Nymphalidae
Exons: 4
Source: RefSeq, a predicted model, not a curated record
AUGCAGGAGAGCCUAAUGUCCAUUGUUGAAAUAAAAACUAAUCAACACGUCAGGAAAAUGAACGCGUCCAUUUACGAGGUGCAGAACUGCUUAAACAAUUUAGUACCAUAUUUCUUUGAACAAUUACUCGUCGAAACUUAUACUGAUAAAUGUAAAUUUCUGACGGUGAUAAACUCUUCAAUCGAAGAUCUAUUAAAAGAUAAAUGGCGAAACAAUACAAAUACACAGUUCCCUAAGAAAUGGAGCCCUCUGGUUGGAUUCUUAAAAGAGAAAUCCUUGUCAACGCUAAGGAAUAUACAGCAGUCUUUGUUUGUAACUCUAUUAUCUGCUAAUUUAACGUCUUUGGAUAUUAUUAAAGCAAUUCAUAAA